AUGGCAAAACUUACACUACUGGCAUGUUUAGGAGUUCUGCUUAUGUUUCAACUGGCGGCCUCCACCAAGCUGGUGUGUUACAUAACAAACUGGGCGCAGUACAGGCCGGGAGCUGGGAGGUUCACUCCUGGGAAUGUGGACCCAUUCCUCUGCACACAUGUCAUCUAUGCCCUCGCUACUAUCAAAGACAACAAGCUUACAACUAUUGAGUUGAAUGAUGAGACAAUGUACAAAAGCCUGAAUGACUUGAAAAAUGUCAACCCUCUGCUGAAGACACUGCUGUCAGUUGGAGGCCACUUCAAUAGUCUUAGUCCAUUUAUCAAAAUGGUCUCUACACCAGAAAAUCGCCAGACAUUCAUCCAAUCAGCUCUCCCCUUCUUGCGUACAUAUGGCUUUGAUGGACUGGAUCUGGCCUGGGAGUACCCUGGGCACAAUGGUAGCCCAGUGGAGGACAAGGAGAGGUUCACUGCUCUGGUUACUGAACUAAGAGAAGCCAUUGAGCAGGAGGCCACAGACAACAGGAAAGCUCCAUUGCUUUUUUCUGCCAAAGUGGGCUCUCUAAGAGAUACAAUUGACAAUGCCUAUGAAGUUCCUGAAAUUGCAAGUCAACUGGACUUUAUCAGCCUCAUGACUUAUGACUACCAUGGCUUCUGGGAGAAAGCUACAGGACAGAACAGCCCUCUUUUCAGAAGCUCAGCUGAUGUAGGAUCACUUGUUCACCGCAACAUUAAUUCCACUGUGACAUAUUGGAUUGAGAAAGGAGCUCCAGCAGAAAAGCUUCUCCUGGGUUUCCCCACGUAUGGGCGAACAUUCCACCUCACAUCCUCUAUGACAGGUCUUGGUGCUCCCUCUGACGGUCCGGCUUAUGCUGGACCUUACACCCGUGACGCUGGCUACUGGUCUUACUAUGAGGUCUGUUCCUUCACAUCAAGUGCGACCGUGGCAUGGAGUGAGGAGCAGAAGGUUCCAUAUGCCUUCCAGGGACAGUCCUGGGUGGGUUAUGACAAUGAGGAGAGCUAUUCUGCCAAGGCUUCAUGGCUCACAGCAAUGAACCUGGGAGGUGCAUCAGUCUGGACCCUGGACAUGGAUGAUUUUGGCGGAUCUUUCUGUGCAGAGGGGGCAUACCCACUUGUUAACCACUUGCGUAAUUCAUUGGGAUUCCUUCCCAAGCCAACUACUACAAAGGGUCCCACCACAACACCAGAUCCCUUUUCCUCAUUCUGCUCUGGUAAACCUGAUGGACUAUACCCCAACCCCACGGACAAGACUACUUUCUUCCAGUGUUACCUUGGUAACACCUACCUUCAACGUUGCCAGCCUGGUCUGGUCUAUGUGGAUGCCUGUAAAUGCUGCAACUGGCCAUAG
Chanos chanos (milkfish) is the source of this 1365-nucleotide messenger RNA. RefSeq names its product acidic mammalian chitinase-like. The transcript has 12 exons. Bases 1 to 1365 code for a protein of 454 amino acids. Gene Ontology annotation, biological process: carbohydrate metabolic process. The record is from RefSeq and is a predicted model, not a curated record. Gene Ontology annotation, molecular function: chitin binding. Gene Ontology annotation, cellular component: extracellular region. NCBI's taxonomy places the organism in Eukaryota, Metazoa, Chordata, Actinopteri, Gonorynchiformes, Chanidae.